Molecule: messenger RNA, 312 nt
Organism: Scutellospora calospora
Lineage: Eukaryota; Fungi; Glomeromycota; Glomeromycetes; Diversisporales; Gigasporaceae
Source: the annotation of a GenBank genome assembly
AUGAGUAACAUAAAGAUUCAAUGCAUUUCUAUUAUUGGUAAAAUGAAUAACCCAUUAUAUAUCAAAAAUUUUAGCACAACGCAUCCGGAUUUGAAAUAUCAUUACAUUGCACAUACUUCAGUCGAUGUUAUUGAAGAACGUGUUAGCACGAGUCCGGAAGCAUCUGAUACUUACCUUGGAUUAUUAUAUGCAAUGGAAGAUUUAGCUGUAUAUGGAUACUUAACAAAUACCCGAGUAAAGUUUGUAGUAGUUCUCUCUGUUCCUGAUGCAGUUAUAAAGAACAGUGAUAUGAAAAAUGUAGGUCUUACUUAA